AUGUCGUACCGCGACGUUUCCUCCUCACCACUAAGGGCCACGACCGCCCUUUGCCUUUCCGGAUCUCACUCAACAUGUCUUUGGGUUACAGAAUACCAACUACAACCUUCGCCUCUCAUGCCUGAUGAUCUUCUGCAAACUUAUGCGCUGCUGGUCGCCGGAAAGAAAGUAGGCAAGAAGAUGUUCGCCUUUCACAGUUACAAUGGACCCCCGAUCGAAUCUUUGGCAGGCUCAAUAUCAUUAGAAAGCCCAGGGAGCAUCGGCGAUGAUCUGAGUCUCACCUCGAUGGGCUUUGCUGACGAGGGCUUGGGCAAGAUCUUGCGGUCGAUGGCGUUGCAGAGUGUGCACGGCAUCCAGGUCGCCGGAAGCACAAGAGAUAUAGAUGUCGACGCACCCUCGAUGCUUUAA
Lentinula edodes (shiitake mushroom) is the source of this 408-nucleotide messenger RNA. RefSeq lists its product as uncharacterized. The record is from RefSeq and is a predicted model, not a curated record. The transcript has 4 exons. Bases 1 to 408 code for a protein of 135 amino acids. NCBI's taxonomy places the organism in Eukaryota, Fungi, Basidiomycota, Agaricomycetes, Agaricales, Omphalotaceae.